This is a messenger RNA of Trichomonas vaginalis G3, 753 nucleotides long. RefSeq lists its product as uncharacterized. The transcript has a single exon. The record is from RefSeq and is a predicted model, not a curated record. NCBI's taxonomy places the organism in Eukaryota, Parabasalia, Trichomonadida, Trichomonadidae. The coding region runs from base 1 to 753 and encodes 250 amino acids.
AUGAAAACUCAUCAGCUUACUUCCGAAGAAACAGAUAUAAUUAAUACAAUAUUAGAUGCUGCUGAGCGUGAUAUCGAUUACAAUAUUGACCAGCAUCAUCCUCUUUCAGUUUUGGAUGAGCAAUGCCGCGAAAUUUGGCCAACAUGGAGUAUUUCACAAAAAAUGAAUUCAUCCAGAUUUUCACAACCACAAACUGUUUCUCCAUCAAGGAAAUCUAGUUAUUCAAAUGAAAAUUAUUCAAUCCGCAAUCAAGAAUCCAACAUGACACCUUCGAAGAUGACUGUUGACAAUAUUGAAAUCCCUAGCGGAUCUCCUAUCACAAAAAUUUCAUCUCCUAAAACACCCGUUUCAUCUCAUACAAAUCAGAGCUCACGCUCUCCUACAUCUACAACCAGUACAAAUAAAAUAUCGAGUAAUUUAGAAUUAGAAGAUAUGAAGAAAGACAUUGACGCACUAUAUUUCAGAAUUCAUUCACCUGCACAAUUAGCAACAGCAGUAAAUCAAGAACAAAACUCUCCAAGCAGAAGUAAUUCAUAUAGAAGUAACUCUAAUACAGUAACCCCACAAAGAGAUACAACCCCAAGAACUGAAAGAAAUAUAAGUUCUUCUCCUUCUAACUCUGAAGUUAUGAGACUUCAGGCAGAGAACAAUGCUUUACGCACAGAGAUAGAUAAUUUGAAGGCACUCCUCAAGUCUAAAGACGAUCAAAUCUUAAGUCUGCAAGCUCAGAUAAGAAGAUCGCCGUUUCAUUAG